Molecule: messenger RNA, 1214 nt
Organism: Oncorhynchus mykiss (rainbow trout)
Lineage: Eukaryota; Metazoa; Chordata; Actinopteri; Salmoniformes; Salmonidae
Product: non-histone chromosomal protein HMG-14A
Biological process (GO): chromatin organization
Cellular component (GO): chromatin; nucleus
Molecular function (GO): nucleosomal DNA binding
Source: RefSeq, a predicted model, not a curated record
CGGAGAGCACAUCAAUCCUGCGUUUAGCCGCACCCCUCCCCCCAUUCAGCCAGUCUGGUGGCUGUUCCUGUGUGUUUACUACACGGACCAGGCAGCAGCAGACACUUGGCUUCACAUGCACCUAACUCACAACAGCUAGCUAGCUAAACACUUUAUAGUUCCAUUUGAAAGAGAAUCUCCAAUAAUCCAACAUGCCCAAGAGAAAGGGAGCCGCUGGGGACACUAAGGAGGAGCCCCAGAGGAGAUCCGCCCGGUUAUCAGCGAAACCAGCCCCAGCCAAGACUGAACCCAAGGCCAAGAAGGAGAAACCAGCAAAGAAAGAGAAGGCUGUGAACGACAAGAAGGAGGAGAAGAAAACUAAGAAGGCAGCAGCGAAGGAGAACUCAGAGGCCGCUGAGGAGAACCACUCUGAGAACGGAGAUGCCAAGACCAACCAGAUGGAGGAUGCUCCCGAGGCGGAGAAGGAGGAAGCCAAGUCUGAGUAGCAACACUGCCGACCCCUGACCUCCGACCCCCCCCCCCCCCCAGCCUGCCCCAGUGUUCGUGGUCCCCCUCCAAGGCAUAUUGUUAACAGAGGAAUAUUUUUAUCAGUGAUUUUAUAAGUAUACUAUCUACUAUCCGUACAGAUUUUUAGCACAAAGCAAAGCUGAGUAAUAUAAUGCAGAUCUGCAGUGGUCAUAUCAACAAAGUGUCUGCAGGCAAGAUGAACACACUAAAAUCUUUUUUAAUUAAACAGCAUUUCAUGAUUGUGUAGGAAGCAAAGCGCGUCCCGUCCCAUAGUGAGUUGUGUUCCUGUGCCCACCCUCCUCCACAGUUGGUUCUCCUAGGGUUCUACCUUUAGUCCUGGUUUAUUAACGGUUCUCCCUGGCGUUCCCUUGCUUUGUCUAAAUGUUCCUGUUUUUACAUGAAACAUGUUCUAAGCUUGUUGAAAGUGUGUUGUCCAAUAAGAAAGAGGAAGAGGAUCAUGAGAAACAUUCUGGACAGAGUGACGUGUGUGUCUCCUAGGCGACCCUGUAACAGUGACAUGCAUGUGUCUCCUAGGCGACCCUGUAACAGUGACAUGCGUGUCUCCUAGGCGACCGCAGUAGUGUGUGACAGCUCUCCAUCUUGCUGGUUUUUUAAACACAUGUUUUUUUUUUAGAUGAGCGGUUCUCUGACGUGUCUGAUGUUCUGGAAUUCUCCAAUAAAACAAGUCCUGUGAAUUUUCCUCAAAA